This is a messenger RNA of Anopheles nili, 4443 nucleotides long. RefSeq lists its product as uncharacterized. The record is from RefSeq and is a predicted model, not a curated record. Gene Ontology annotation, molecular function: lipid carrier activity. The coding region runs from base 1 to 4293 and encodes 1430 amino acids. The transcript has 10 exons. Gene Ontology annotation, biological process: lipid transport. Lineage: Eukaryota; Metazoa; Arthropoda; Insecta; Diptera; Culicidae.
AUGGGUGCCGUUGUGCACCGACGUCGGCAUCCGUCGGUGUUGUGGGCCUUGCUGUUCGCGCCGUUCCUCGUCGGCUGGUGUGACGCGUUUGAUAUCUUUCCCCCAAACUACGACAUCCGCUACCGGCUGGAGACGGACGUGACGCUCGUGCCGGAUGUGCACGCAACCGACAACUACAUGUGGUACCUAAAUGGCUACCUACGGGUGCACCGAUACGAUGCAAAUACUCUCGCAGCAACGAUCGAGCUGGAUCAGCAUCACAUCCCACAAGGUGACGGUGACAUAUCGGCUCUCCUGAGGCCGUUCCGCAUCGCGAUCGCCAACGACACGAUCCUCAGCAUCCAGUUCAAGCUGGACGAGCCGGUUUGGUCGGCCAACAUCAAGCGAGCACUUGCAUCCUUGCUGCAGGCUCACGGUGACGGUCCUGGCGCGUACGUUGUCGACGAACAGGGCAUCUUUGGCAGUUGCCCAACGGAGUACUUCGUCGUGAACGCGUCGAACGUGUUCGAGAUCUCCAAAACGUACGGCAUGGAUCGGUGUUCGAUCUAUCGGGGUGCGAUUUAUCUGACGCGCAGCAACAUCCCCCAGAAUCACUGCAUCCCGAAUAAGCAACCGCAGGCGAUCACGUCACGGAUUGCGAAUUACAAGCUUCGUAAGGUGGAACCUUACAGGUAUAUGCUGACGGAGCUGGAUGGUACAAUGCGUACCAACAUCCGGACGCUCGAGUCGUACUAUCCGCAGUUCUUGUACUCGCGUGUGGUUCUUCGAUACGAACAGCACGUGUUGCUGGAGGAAGCUGCCGGUCGCGAUCCACCGGUGGACAUCGUGAAUGGGAUGGCAAAAACGUUCAGCCCGAUCCUGUUCGAUAGUCCCGAUCUGGAGGCGACCGGUGGACGUAGUCCAAAGUCGAAGGAGAAGCUGAUCAACCGCACGGCGGCGCUGUUGAACGCGAUGGCUGACAACCUCGAGACGGUGGAUAAUAAGCUGAAGGAACCGUACGAUGAGACGGUGUCGGAGAUCAUCCGGUUGAUGGGUACGAUGGAUGUGGAGACGCUCAAGCAGCUGUACGAGGAGAUCGACCUGGGUACGUCGUAUCGGCAGGAGACGGCCCGGAACAUCUUCCUUGAGAUUGUCCCGCGAACCGGUACGACCUCGACGAUCCUGCUGACGCGUGAUCUGAUCAUGAACAAACAGGUUAACCCGAUGACGGCCGUGCAGUUGCUGAUUUCGUUGCCGUUUUAUAUGGCCGAACCGUCCUCGGAGCUGGUGAAGGAGUGCGAGGUGUUCCUGGAGGUUGGAGCCGAUCGGCCGGACAUUAAGCAUGCGGCGGUGCUCAGUUACGCGACGAUGAUCUACAACACGUUCGUGGCGGGCAAGCUUACGGCGGAUACGUUCGAGAAGUACGUCAAGAUGUACUUCGAUCUGUUCCUGAAUAGCUUCGAGUACGAACAGCAGAUGCUGUACCUGCAGGGGCUGGGUAACUUGCAGCUCGAGAACGUCGCCGAGUACCUGGACCCGAUCAUCCGGGCGGACUACAAACAGAACACGGACAUUCGCUUCCUGGCGAUGUUGGCGAUGCUACCGACGGCACAUCUCCGCCCGAACCAGGUGUAUGAGACGUACUGGCCGAUCUUCCAUUCGCGCAAGAGUCCACUUCAACUGCGUGUAGCCGCUUUUACGAUGCUGCUGUUCUCGAAUCCAACACCGGGUCGGCUGCUGGGGUUGUACAGUGUCAUUAAAACGGAAAACGACCCACACAUGAUCAACUUCUACCGUACGACGGUGCUCAGUAUCUCGGCGACGACCUAUCCUUGCUAUCAGCAUCUAAAGUUGCUGCUGGCGUACAUGACCCGCCAGCUUCCAGACGCACCAGCACCGAAGUACUGGGUCACCGGAAACUACCUGUUCGAUUACCGUGACAGGAAGUUCCACAUCGGCUCGAUGUUGCAGACGAUGCUGAUUGGAAGUCAUCAGACAGAUCUCCCGAUGAUCGCUUCACUGAAGUUCGACACGGAAGCUCUCGGACGGUUCACCGGCCAGCUGGGGUUGUACAUUAAGGCUCGCGGGCUGAGCGAUGCAGUGAUCAACCGAUUGACAACGUUCAACUCGAGCCACCUGCGGUUGGACCGGUUGAACAGCAUCCUGAAGGCGAUGAAGUUGUCCACCAUCAGCCCAACACCGCUGCACUUCGAGUUUAUCGUGCAGUUCGAGGGUAAGGCCGUGCUGUGCUACCAUCUCAACCAGACCACCUUCCAUAACCUCACCGACGGAAACAUUAUUAACCGCAUCAACCUGCUGCGGGAUAGCCACGUGAACAUGCAGAUCGUCCGGCGACCGUUCAUGAUCAAGUACGCACUCCCAACGCUUCUCGGCACCCCAGCAGACAUCCUGAUCGAGAACACGGUGUUGGCGACAGUGCGCGGGAAUACGACCCAACAGGUGAUGCUGAUGGAUAAGGUGGCACGCAGCAAUCAGGUUGACGUGCGCUACUCAUCCUACGCGGUGGUGAAGAUUCGGAGCUACAACCCCAUCGAUGACGUCGAGUACUCGACGAUCCGUGAGCAGGGCUUUCUGGUGUACAUCCCAGUGAACAACGAGAUCGUGUGGGAUAUCGCGGGUAAAGCAAUCAGCUACAGUUUCUACCGGCCUGAGAACAUGACGAGCGGGAUCUCGAUCAAGAGUCGGACGCGUAACACGCCGGCCAACGACCCGGCGGUGGCCACGCUCGAGCCAAAGGACGAAGACAUCACGAAGUACGGUUACCGGUUGGAGGAUCUCGGCAUUCAGCUGCUGGCUCGGAUGCACCAGGACUACACCAAAGACAACGUGAUGUUCAUGCUCGAGACGGACAUACUGGACAACGCGAAGGUACUGACGAAGGCACCGUUCUCGCUGGUCAACAACCUGCUGCGGAUCGUGAGCCUGAUUCAGCUGAACACGAUCCACAUCGGGCGGGACAAGCACUUUACGUUGCUGAUCGCGAACGAUCAGAAGACGCUGCUGCAGGGUACGCUCAAGUGGGACACGCAGAACUACUCCAAGCAACCGGCCGUACCCGAGAACGAGGUGUUGCGCGUGAACCUGAUAUUGGCCCACACCAUUCCGAAGCCUGAGGGGAGCCGGGAUGAGGUGAAGGUGCUGCACAAGUGGGACAUCGUGUCGCAGUACACCAACUUCAAGUGUGACCGGGCUGCGCGGGUGUUCUUCUCGUUGACGCGUCAGGAAUGGAACAGCUCCAACUGGAAGAUGUGCUUUUCGGCGGACUACCGGCCUCUGGUGUUUCUGCAGCGCCCAUUCGAGCUCACCGGAGAGGUUGUGUUUGGUGAAACUAAGGUGCCGAAACAAUGCCCCAAGGAACCACGGAUCGCGUUCAACGUGUCGUACCACCUGCCGGACUACGUGGAGCGCAUUUAUCGGGCCCUUGACACCAAGGAUCGCAGCUGCCCGAAGGAGAUCCUGCGCCUGACACCGCCACCAUUUUCGGGCGAAUGUCGCCCGGAUCGGUUUAGUCCGCUAACGACGGUUUCGGGGCUUGAUGCGCAUUUCAAGUUCACCAAGCUCCCAUCGUGGAUCGAUAUGCUGCUGCAUCGAUUGGAUCACGCCGUGUCAGCGGUUGUGCCAGGACGUGUCAACACACUCAACAUGACCGACCACAUUGACGUGCAGGCACGCGUCCUGCAGUGGUCGAAUGAUACGGAAAUCCAGAUCAACGGAGGGACGAUCUGGUUCCCAUCUCGCUUCUACCACAACGUGAAGAUGCAACACUCGUACACGUCACGGAUCGAGUACGGAUUUCUCAGUGUGUGCAGCUUGGUGCAUAACAAACUGACCACCUUCAACGAUCGCAUCGUGCAGCUGACGGAUGCGAUUCGGGACGAAUACCGGGUUCGGGAUAGCUUCCUUUUGACGGCGGAUUGCUCUCUCACGCCCAAAAUGGCCAUCUUCGUGCUGGACGAGCAGAAGGGCGUACAGAUCUACACCGGGGGCAACUAUUUGAUCUACGAGCCGGGAUCAGGUGGUGCGGGUAAGAACGGUAACAACAGCACCCCGGCGACCAUGACCGUGAACAUUAACGACGAACAGCUGAUUGAUUUGCGCAACAUCGUGUAUCAGUACCCGCCGGAUGACGAGUUUUACGAUUUCCGGGUGUACAUCGAUCGGGAGGGCGUGUUGGUGGUGGAGAACCAGCUGAAUGGGGCCGUCGUGCAGUAUGGCCCUGAAGGGAUUGUCAAUCUGCUGCUGCCAACCGUGCACAAGGGCCAAAUGUGCGGCCUGUGCAGCGAGCGCGACUGAAGAAGAAGCUCCCCCGGGUGGAUUGGGACUUCCUGCUCUCUUCGAACCGGCGCCGCCCACGUGCGUCACCGGUACCAAGCAGCAUUAUGCGAUAUGUGCAUGUUAGGCAUCGUAAUUUUUUUUAUGUUAGAAUUUACAACCAAUAAAAAU